Molecule: messenger RNA, 4998 nt
Organism: Mirounga angustirostris (Northern elephant seal)
Lineage: Eukaryota; Metazoa; Chordata; Mammalia; Carnivora; Phocidae
Gene: FRMD3
Product: FERM domain containing 3
Exons: 14
Coding region: 326-1972 (548 amino acids)
Cellular component (GO): cytoskeleton
Molecular function (GO): cytoskeletal protein binding
Source: RefSeq, a predicted model, not a curated record
UUCAAGUUGCUUCUUUGAAGUUGCAGAGAGCCAGACGUGGGGUCUAGAGACGGGGAAGAGUGGGAUUAUAGUCAGGAAUCAUUAGUGCAGGUUUUGCAACUGAGAGUUGAACUUAAUUCAGACUCAGAGGAGUUGGUGUUCAGCUGUUCAGCUCUGGGGAGGGAUGUGUAACUGCUUCUCAGUCUCUGACGUUCAUGUGGAUCUCCUGCGCUCUUGUUAAAACACAAAUUCUGAUCUAGGAGGUCUUGCGGUGGGCCCUGGAAUUCAGCAUUCUCACAGGAUUCCGGACGCUGCUGCUGUUGCUGAUGUGUGCACCACACUUGGAAUGAGGGAGACCAAAGGGCAGUUUCUUAUUGACCACAUCUGCAACUACUACAGCUUGCUGGAGAAGGACUAUUUUGGCAUUCGUUAUGUGGACCCAGAGAAGCAGCGGCACUGGCUUGAGCCUAAUAAGUCCAUCUCCAAGCAAAUGAAAUCUCAUCCACCAUACACCAUGUGCUUUAGAGUGAAAUUCUACCCACAUGAACCCUUGAAGAUUAAAGAAGAGCUCACAAGGUAUCUUUUGUAUCUGCAGAUUAAAAGAGAUAUUUUCCACGGUCGACUGCUCUGCUCCUUUUCAGAUGCGGCCUGUCUGGGUGCCUGUAUCGUUCAAGCUGAGCUCGGCGAUUAUGAUCCUGAUGAGCAUCCUGAGAAUUACAUCAGUGAGUUUGAGAUUUUCCCCAAGCAGUCACAGAAGCUGGAAAGAAAAAUAGUGGAAAUCCAUAAAAAUGAACUCAGAGGCCAGAGCCCACCAGUUGCUGAAUUUAACUUACUCCUGAAAGCUCACACUUUGGAAACCUAUGGGGUAGACCCCCACCCAUGCAAGGAUUCAACAGGCACAACAACAUUUUUAGGAUUCACUGCAGCAGGCUUUGUGGUAUUCCAGGGAAAUAAGCGAAUCCAUUUGAUAAAAUGGCCGGAUGUCUGCAAGUUGAAGUUUGAAGGGAAGACAUUUUAUGUGAUUGGCACUCAGAAGGAGAAAAAAGCCGUGUUGGCAUUCCAUACUUCGACACCAGCUGCCUGCAAACAUCUUUGGAAGUGUGGGGUGGAGAACCAGGCCUUUUAUAAGUAUGCGAAAUCCAGUCAGAUCAAGACCGUGUCGAGCAGCAAGAUAUUUUUUAAAGGAAGUAGAUUUCGAUAUAGUGGUAAAGUUGCCAAAGAGGUGGUAGAGGCUAGCUCCAAAAUCCAGCGGGAGCCUCCGGAAGUGCACAGAGCCAACAUGACUCAAAGCCGCAGUUCCUACUCCUUGAACAAACAGCUCAUCAUUAACAUGGAACCCCUGCAGCCCCUGCUGCCUUCCCCCAGUGAGCAAGAAGAGGAACUUCCGUUGGGUGAGGGUGUUCCAUUACCCAAAGAAGACAUUUCUGUCCCUGUGAUCUCUAGCUCACCAGUGAAGGAAGCCCGGGAGUACAAAAACCCCCAAAGUGAAGAGGAAGAGAAAAUCAAAGAAGAGCCCCUGACCAUCUCCGAACUGGCCUACAACCCAAGUGCCAGCCUGCUCCCCACCCCUGUGGAUGAUGAUGAGAUUGACAUGCUCUUUGACUGUCCAUCGAGGCUGGAGUUGGAAAGAGAAGACACAGAUUCAUUUGAGGAACUAGAAGCAGACGAACAUGCCUUUUUGAUGGCCGAAGAAGAAGAGCUGAAGGAGGCUCGCCAAGCUUUGUCGUGGAGCUAUGACAUUCUGAGCGGCCACAUUCGGGUGAACCCACUGGUCAAGAGUUUUUCCAGGCUCCUGGUGGUGGGCCUGGGGCUGCUGCUCUUUGUAUUCCCCCUGCUCCUCCUCCUUUUGGAGUCAGGUAUUGAUCUCUCCUUCUUAUGUGAAAUCCGCCAGACGCCAGAGUUUGAGCAGUUUCACUAUGAAUACUACUGCCCUCUAAAGGAGUGGGUGGCUGGCAAAGUAAACCUCAUUCUCUACAUGCUGGGUUGCUCAUAAAGUCCGUAUCUCAUAUGACUAAGGGCUAUAUUCAAUACUAGUGAUUUGUUGGUUUUUGUUUUUUUUAGCAAAUACCUGGUUCUGAAUGGUCACAGGGCCAUGAUCAGGUGUUCCUUACUCAUAACUGAUUAAGUUAGCUUUCCAUAAUUCACUGCAGUUAAAUAAGUUCAAGUCAAAUACAGUUAUUUUAGUUACAGGUCAGGAAGAUGGCCUUUAAAUAACCAAAAAUGUUUAUUUUUUAUUAUACUACAGACAUACUCUAUCAUAAUACAUUGAGCUGAAUUAGAUUUCCCCUUUUUUAAUAGUUAGCACCAUUAUAAGGUUCAGAAUCAGAAUUUUAGUAACAACCCAAGAGAAAGUUUUUGAAUAUAAUCCUUAGUGAAAACAACGUCCUCUAACCGAUGCCUAUACAACUAAAUUUAUGCUGGGCUUUUGUUUUCUGUUUUUUUAAAAAUAUUUUUAUGUGUUCAAAAUAUUUUGGUAAAUUUUUAGCAAAAAAAGAAGCCUCCUGGAGUUAUUUAAGUGUACAGAUUGUAAGACUAAUGCGCGAAGGGUAUGUCAGGAAUUUUUUAAUGUUUUGGCACUGGUUUGUUUUUUACAAUAUUUUUGGCUGAACCAAUGGCAUAAUUUGUUGUUACCUGCGUAUGAGAUAGAAAAUAGGUAGAAAGACACUGUAGUAAGCUCUUGAAAUGGAUGAUGGAACUGGAGGAUGUAGAAAUGAAGAAGACUCAAGUGGACACAGGGUGGUCCAUUUUUUCAAAGUAUUUGGACAAGAUGACUUACUACCUUCAUUUGCAUUCCGUCCAUAUAUUUUGGUUGGGGAUGCAGAACAUUUUAAAGGAAAAAAGUUAAAAGUUACACUAGUUAAUUGCAUAUUAUUGUACAUUAAACCCAAGAGUAGAAGCAGAUGGGCAUUGGGCAAGUAGCAAAAGAGUUCUGGUGAGGCUGGUAUGCAAGGGUGGUGGUAAUGCAUGGUUUUGGAUGAUGUAAAGAAUGUGCACUUGCUGUCCGAGUUGACAUGAAUAUAUUUAAGUGGAUCUGAAUAAAGGUGGAGAAACCUUAAGGCAUAUUUUUUGGGUCCCUCAUGCUAUUCAUUGAUUCGAUGGAACAAAUUUCAAAAGAAGUGUGUGUAAGAGAAAGGCUAUGAAAAGAAUGGAGUUUGGCUUUUUGAUAAAUGCUGAUGAUCUUCCUAUUUGGUGGCCAUUAUCCUCUUUUCCUUUCCUGGUUUUCUUAAGAUCUUAACUCAUUUCGAAUUGGGGCUUCCAUUAAGAAAGUGGAAGGGACUCAUUAGAGGAUCUACCAUUUCAGUAUGGGUGAAAUAGUAAAAGGACUCUCUAACCAGAUAGUAGAGGGAACAAAUGUUCUAGUACCUUCCUUCAUACUAUAAGCUCCACCAUAGAAAGAAAGGCUCUGAUGCUUCCCCAGGCAGAGUACUUACCAAUACUGCGAUAUAACUGAGAAAGAAAAGAGUAUGAAGCUCAGGGCAUAGUGCAUUGGAAUUUCUCCAUGGACUGAGAAUAUUCUAUUGCCUUCAUUUACAAAGAGAUUGGGCACCUGUAUUCUCUCCUUAACUGUAAUAGAGGCUCCAACUCUAUCAUUAGCAUCAUUUCUAAAUUGGCCAUUCAUGGGAGCUCUGAGUGCUCUAUUAGACAUUUAAGUUUGAAAAUAAUAAGUUUUAAAAGCCUUCAGUGGAACAAACUAGAAUAUACAUUUGCUAUUAAGUUUGUAAGGUAUUCUCUCCCCUGUGCUUUCAGUGAUUUAUUUUGCUUUUUAUUGAAGAAUAUUUAAUACCUGUAAUUUGAUACCAACAUAGAAUAUAUUUUAUAUAGUUUAUGUUGGAAGUUCUCAAAUGGCCAGCUUUGAAAUUGAACCCCUUUGUUAUGACUUCCAAGUCCUAUGUUCUGACAAAAGGGUACCCCAGUGUAGUCUGCACAGAAUUAGUCCCCCUUGUAAUCAUGCUUCAUACCAUAACCAACCUAGGCCCUGCCCUUUUAAAGUAAUAUUAAAUAUCUUUAAAUUAUGGAAAUAUAAUAUAUGGCCCAUCAUAAAACACUGAAAAAUACUGACAGGAUCAAUACCCCACAAAAUCCAACCAUGCAGAUUUAUAUUGGGGAGUAAUCAAUAUAUUUUAACAUUUCCAGCUAACAUCUCUUUUAGGCAAGAACGUCAUUAUUGAAUAGAAAUGUUUUUAAGUAAAGGAGUUAACAGAAUAGGGUCUGCUGAACACCACCAAACAGCCACCAAACAUAAAACUGGGAUCCUAAGACGCCAUUUUGUCGGGAUAGAAUCAGCGUUUUAGAAAUAUCCACUUCAGUUUUGUUAGGAGAGAGUCGCCCACUGCCUGAAUCAAAUGAGGAGAAAAGUGCUUCUAAAGAUGGAGAGUAUAUAACAUAGUGAGACACAGAAUUCAAAGCAAGUGUGUGAGUAUAUGUAUAUUCCAUAUUAUUGGUAUAGGUGUGUUUAUAUAUGAAUCUGUAUAUAUGUGUGCAUUUGUAUACACACAACUGAUAAACACAACUAUGUUUGAAAGGCGUUAUUUUUCCCCAAUUGAGGAGUUUGUGACAUGUUAUUAUUCCUUUUCCCUCUCAGAUACCAUGGGAUAAAACCCACAGUCUCAAAGGUUUCAAUUUUCCAUGAAAACAAGUGUGUACAUUUGUGGUUAUAUAUACACACAUAUAUGGCAAAUACAUAUACACACACAAUCUUGUCUUUAGUGCUAAUGCAAGUUGGAUCAUAAAAAAAAUGUAGGUAAAGUAUCGUGUAUUUCUGUCUGUGCUUGGAACAUACUGUAAAAUGUUAUGUAUUUGGAAUAUAUUUUGUGGUUUGUCUAAUAUUUAUAAAGACAACUCUGGGAAGAAUUCAAAAGGUGAUUUCAUUGAAAUACUAGAGAUAUGGGGGCCAUGUUACCUGUGAUUGGAGCCUUAUCUUUGUAUAGUAAAAUCUGCAUUUCUAUGUCAACAUCCAGAUUGUUUUAUAUGUUAAUAUGGUGGCAGGAAUCCCUAAUAAAAAUACUCUGGGGAAAAAUG